Lymnaea stagnalis (great pond snail) is the source of this 8860-nucleotide messenger RNA. The record is from the annotation of a GenBank genome assembly. Lineage: Eukaryota; Metazoa; Mollusca; Gastropoda; Lymnaeidae.
UUUUAACAUAGCCCGAUUUAGGCCUACGUAAUACAACCAUUAAAUACAGUUAAGUAAAUAAUUAUAACAAGUUGUUGCUUCACAAUUACAGGCUACACCAAAAAGGUAUAGAUCUAGUCCCUUAGGCAGUCUUAAAUUAAACCAAAAAAAAGUGUCUGAUGUCACUUUUAAUUUUUUUUUUUACUAAUUCACUUAUUGACUUAGCCUUAUUUUAUUGAUUAUUGACCAUUGACUUAUUGAACUUCUGGUGAUUAUUCAGAUUAUUGUCCUAAAAUUAAAAUGAAACAACACUAAAUUCACUUAAAACUGUCGAAACUUAAUCAUGAAUCUGUUAUAUAGAAUACAUAGCACAGAAUAGAAGACAUUAAUUAAAUUUAAUUUAUUUUGUACCAUGUCACAGCAUCAUGUCACUGGUCACGUCUACGAAUAUAUUAAUAUUAUUAAUUGAAAUUAUUAUUAUUGCAUUGAUUUUGAUUAUUGAAAUAUUGACCUCUCAAUAUUUCAAAUUAAAAUUAAACUAUUAUACUUUUUAAGGCUAAAACUAAUUAACUAAAGACUAAAGAUAAUUAGGCCAUUAAUCAUUAGGCUAAUAAAACAAUUCAAUGUGGAGAAUGACUAGUGUGAGUAUGAAUAUGAUGAGUCAGUAUUACUUAGGACAGAACAUGAUUAAAUAACAGGUUUUAAUUAUUAUUUAAUAAGUUAAAUAUGGACACAAUUUGUUUUGUAUUUUAUUUAUUAACUACAAAAUCAAUAUUUUAAAUCAUAAAGAAAGGCGUAUGAAAUAAAUAUUGGCAUUAUUUGGCAGUUAAUUUCAUGACAAAGUAAAUUUUAAAUAGACUUAGGGGCCAUCCAUAAAUGAUGUCAUGCAAAUUUAGCAGAUUUUCGACCCCCUCCCGCUAUUGUCAUAAAAAGUUAGACCCCACUCAGAUAUAACUAUAACUUUAAAAAAUCUCUGAACUAACCCCCCCCCCCCCCCCCCCCACACAGCAAAUUUAGCAGAUUUUCGACCCCCUCCCGUGAUUGUCAUAAAAAGUUAGACCCCACUCAUAUAUAACUAUAACUUUAAAAAAUCUCUGAACUAACCCCCCCCCCCCUCUCCCCCAAUAUAAAUAAUCCCUCCGCCCAAAUGGCAAAUCUGUCCUUUACAAUUUACAGACCCUUAAAAAUUCACCCCCCAUAGAUAUCAAAUUUCUGCACCUGUGUCAGAACAGUGGUUCUUAACCAGAGGUGAAAGCAGCCCUUGACGUGUGGAAGAAAAUUGUAUUGCUGCCAUUGCUAGUUGUUGCUGCCUUUAAAAAUAUAAGUUUUUAAUUCAUGUUGAUUAGAAGCAGUAAAUGUUUUCCUGGUGAAUUUUUUUUCCCAUUACUUGUGUUGUUUUUUCACCUUGUUAAUAAGGACUUAAUUAAAGAAAUCAAACUACUAUAACUAAAUAAUUUUAUUAUGGUUUUUUAAUAUUUUAAAUUUUGUUACGAUAUAAUUUAUACAGUUUGGGGUGGGUGGGUGUUGUGGGAAAUGUUUAAAACUGAGUGAGACUGCAGCACUGUAAAAAGGAUAAGAAUCUCUUGUCAACCAUUUUUCUUUCCAUCCCACUUCACCAUGGUAGUCCUAUUUCUAUGAGUCCCAUCUCCACAUUUUGACAUAAAUUCUCACAACUGUCAAUGUUACCACACCCCGAUUCUCCUGUUGCGUUUUGGCGAUUUUUUGGACCUCGCAUACCUGUACUGAUUCUCUCACUGAUCGUAGCUUAAAAAUAAAAUAAUUACAGGUAUAGUUUUUUUUAUCAAAGAAAAAUGUUAAAAAUGACCAUAAUUUAGUGUUUUUAAGUGCAUUUUUUUACUAUAAUAUUCCGCUUCACACAUCAUAAAAAUGUGACCUCCCUCCUCGCUAGACGUGUGACAUCAUUUAUGAAUGGCCCCUUAAUAGAGCUUGCUGAUUUUGCUAAUACUUUUUUAAAUUAAAACCUUUAUUUGUAAUUAUUAUUAGGAGACAGAGUCAAGAAAGCACAGAAAUAAAAUAUAAUUUAUACAAACAUUAUAAUAUUAUUGUGUAGGUCAUGGAAUCAGAGGAUCAAAGUGUAUGGUGAUGUUGACAAUAAUGUUUAGUGAGCAAGUAUGAACUGUUUUCAUGUCAAGAAUGGGUGCGGGGAUUUUUGGGUUAUAAAGGGAGAGAAUGAUUUGGAGCGUCAGGGAGUGAGAGACAGAGUGGAUAGUAUUUUGGUUAGAUUCGCUGUGGGGCUUUUUACUGAGAAUAAUAUUUUUCUGCCAGAUGUAUUUAUGUAUCAACUUCAUUGUGUAUCAAGUGGCUGUUUAGUACAGUGAAAUAAACCCAUAAUGUACAAUGAACUAUUCUGUGUUUGAGUUAAUUGACCAAGUGAGAGACGAGAAUUGAAACAACUUGGUCUGAUAUAAAGUUAGAUGAAAUAGUUGCCAUCGAAAUUUUGCCAUCAUCAUCAUAAUAUAUCAGACCAGGCAGAAUAUUUGACAAUGAAUGGUUUUAUUGGCUAAUAUUAAAAAUAUUUAUAAUAAUGAAUCAUUGAAGGGUGUGAAGUCUGAGGACUGGGUGAAUAUAGUAAAUUUUAAAUGGUAGUUGGGGAGGGGAGUACAAUAAUAAUUGUACAGAAUGUAUACAUAUUUCUCAUCUCUAUCGUAAAUCAAAUAAGAAUUUAAAAAAUUCUGUUUUAUUUUUAAAAAAAUUAUUUUUAAUUUAUUCUCUUAGGAGUAAUUUUUAUAAUUGGUCAAUUUAGCCCCAUUUUCAAAAGGGGGUGGGUGGUUUAGGCUUUACUUUGGCUGGCUGUUAUAAUUUAUAAACUAAAUGUUGUUUUUUUGGAGUAUUUUUUCAGUCAUGUUUGGAAUAGUAAAAUCAUUUAUUAAAGGACUUCAGAAACCUGAACACUCUCUCAUCUUAAAGGAAGAGGUAAACAUAAUAAUGUAAUCUUACAAAUAUUCUGUUACAAAUUUUUUAAAGAUGAAAGAAAAAAAUCCAUUAAUUGUGAUUGACAUAUUUUUAUUUAUGCCUCUCGGCCAAUAAUCAAUAAAAAAUAAUGUAAUAGACAAAUUAAAAUUAGCUUAAGAUUAAUAAAGAUGUGCUAAGAGAUGUUGGACCAUAUUUAUUAUCAAACUAUAUAGAUGUGGUUCUGUAAAGGUCUCCAUGAAACCCAAACAAUCAUGAAAUUUAUCUUUGGAGUGAUUCUUUGAAGUAAAAUGAAAAACUUUUAUUGGGUAACUCAUAAUACAGUGCUGUUUAGCCAUUUGGCAGCAACAGUGAGUCUGAUUUGUAUGUUGAUGGCUAAAAAUGAAUUUCCAGAUCUUUAAGCUUUUUGUCGACUUCUUUUUGGACAUAAUCCUUUUAAUAACAGAGAGUUAACAAUUUUCUUAGGAACAUCUAAACCAAAAUGUUUGGAAUUCUGUUUUUUAAACCGGUACUGGUACUGAAUUUUGUUGGCUGAGCAAAGAAAAAGUACUUUCAAAAUUCUGGGAUCAAACUUAUUCAAAAUCUUUUUCGGUUUGAAAUCCAAGAAAGAAUUGUUAAAUUAUCGGGAAAUGGCGUUUAUUGUAAGGAAUAUUAUUUCUUACUGAUAUUAGCAGAUCACCUGAACAAAUUAAUUUGAAGUUGGAUCUGUCUGCUUUCUAAUGUGCCAUGCAAUAUGCAUUUAGCUUAUGUACAAGAAUAGAAUGGAGAAAAGUAACUACCCUACUAAACAAAAAAACGACUUUAGUGUAUGGUACUUAGCUCAAUGUAAUAAAAAUACAUUAAUAAACAAAUCAAGUGUUAAACUGUGAUUGUAACUGAAUGGAUUGCACUAUUGCUAAAAAUCAUAAUUUCUCCUUUUUAUGUCAUGUUUGUCAUAAAUAUUUAACAGUGAAACAUUUUUUAAAAAGUGGGUUUUUUUCAUACAGAAAUUUGAAAUUCGCAAAUACCCAGCUGCAAAAUGGGUUAGCACAGCAGUAAAAGGCAUGUCUCACAAAGAUGCCUCAUCAGAAGCUUUUAGACGACUUUUUAAAUAUAUUCAAGGUGAAAAUGAAAAAAGUAAGUCAAGUUAGCACCGAAAGAUAUAGUCAGUUUUUUGAGGUGAUCGUAAAGAUUUUACCUAAAGGUACACUUUUAAUUUUUUAUUUUAAAAGAAAUGUUAUUAAAAUACGCUUUAAAGAUUAGAAGGACACGUUAAUAUGUUUAUUGUAUUCCUUGCUAAUAAAGUUUUAUUUUUUUUAAAAUGAUAACAAAUGGGAUAGGUAACUUGAAAUCUUAUUUGCACAAAUUAAUUUUUUGCUAAGUUAAUUAAAAAAAUUAUAAUAUUUAAAAAUGCAAUCUAUUUAAAGGUAUGAUUGAAAAAUAUUGCAUUGUGAAAUGAAUGAUAAUUCAUUGUAUUUCAGUUAUGCAGAGAAAUCACAUACAUUUCAGUUACAUUUUAUUUCUCAGUAGUCUUUUUUUAUCAUUUAGAAAGAAAUAUAAAAAAUUUCAGCACUGUUGUCCCAUCUAUGCAAAAAUUGCAAUCUAACAUUCUGGCAAGUUGAUUUCAAUGUAAAAAAAAAAAAAAUUGGGACAAAAAGCCACCAGUAUUUGAAAAUUUUUGUUUUGACCUAAAUAAACUUACCGGUAUCAAAAUGUGUUUGAGCUGUUUUAGCACAAAAACAUUUGAAUGGAUAUAUUGUAAUAUAGCCCUUUGUAAUACUUUCUAUUAAUUGACAUUUAAAAUUGAUGUAGCGAAAUGGGUGUCAGAAAAUAAACAAUGAUUCAUGGUUAUAGGGAGAUAUUUAUUUAUGUAUUUAUUUAGUCAUUUUUAUAUAGCCCUUACCUUAAAGCUCUAAGCGCUUUACAAUUAUUAAAAACAUGUAAACUAAGUAAAAUAAAAAUGAGACACUAGGAUAGUAACUACUAUACUAUAGAAACAAUGAAAAUGGCUAUAAAACGAGGACACUUUGACACGUUUUGGCCUAUACUUCAGGAUCAACCUGAAACAGAAAAUGAGGCAGGGCAAGGAGGGUGCAUCACAGGUCAUAGAUAUCUUCUAUCCAUGAGGCCUUCUUUUGAAAAAAAACCCCAACCAUUGUGGUACUAAUUAAGAUGAAUUUUUAUAUUUUUUAGUUCUUUUAUUCAUUAAAAGCAGAGAACCUGCUCAACACAUGGGAGAAGAAAAUCCUCCGAAAAAUAUACGGUCCAGUGAUAGAAAAUGAUAUCUGGAGAAUCCGUACAAACCAAGACCUUUACUAUUUUUAAAAAGACCCAUCCAUAGUCACAAUGAUAAAAAAAAAAGGCAGGUGACGCUGGGCAGGACAUGUUGAAAGGAUGCCGGAGAGUAGAGCGGCAAAAGUUAUAUACAGGCAGAAGUCAAAGGGCAGACGACUCACCGGUCACCAAGGCUGAGAUGGAUUGAUGAUGUGGAGAAGGAUUUACACCAGUUGGGGGUUGUCGCAUGGAGGCGGAAAGCUAUGGAUCCCUCUGAAUGGAAGGAUGUGGUGGAGCAGGCCAGGGCCCUACAUGGGCUGUAGCGCCACUGAUGAUGAUUUAUUUAUAUGGCUAGAUAUCAGAUGCACUUGAUCUUUUGUUAAAUUAAUACUUUUUAAUUUUGUAGUCUUUAACGGUACUGGUUACAACUCAGGACUAAUCAGGACAAAUGUCCAAAAAACCAUUAUUACUUUGAUAAAACCAGUACGAAUGGUCACUUAAAUUAUAAGGAACUAGUUAUAGCCCGCCAAACAUUGGCGGUAGCAAUGCGUGAACUUCCCAUCCACUAAAGUUACUUGACAAAAAUGUGAAAUCAAGUUGCGCACAUUUUGAAUGCCAAUUUUGCUACACCCCUUCCCCCCUUUUUCAUGAUAUGUCACGGCACACUUUUUAUUUCACUCCGACCCGGCGGCUUAGCAGAUGCCGCGAGCUGGUUGGCAAGCGAGGGUGGUGCAGGAGGCGGGCGGGAGCUCCACCGCUGUGUGCAUGUCUCGAGACCAACGAUGGGCAGGCAAGGGAAGAGAGGGGAGGGUUUGCCUGCGUCUUGCUUGCUCUGGCGUAUCUAAAUAUAGCCUGCGUCGUCUUCUGGCAAAUUAUAUAUAUAGAUUUCUGGAAAUAAAACUCAAAGAUUUCUCAAUGAAAUAAGUCAUUUUGUAGAAGCUCCUUAAAAAACCAUAAACACAUAACCCUCAUAUUACUAAUAUUCUUACUUAGAGUUCAUUAAAAAGUCUUUGAGCUUUAUUUAUAUGUUAUCUCCUUCAUUGUGAAAAAAUAUUUGGCAAAAUUUAAGUGCCAUUUAAAAAAAAUAAAUUUAUUUUCAGAAGUGACCAUAGAAAUGACAGUUCCAGUGACUAUUAAAGUAGAGCCUGGGGAGGGUCCGGCCUGUGAAACAACAUUCACAGAAUCAUUUUAUAUUCCAGUAGAGCACCAAGAAAACCCGCCGGCACCAACAAAUACAAAUGUGUUCAUAGAAACCAGACCAGAGUUGACUGUAUAUGUUGGGUAAUUAUUUAAAAUUAGUAGCGUUAUUUUUAGCACCUUUCUUUUUGUUCAAAAAUUAUGUGGUUAAAGUCCAAUAGUUUCUAAAUAGGGUGUGGCUCCUUCCUAAUUACAGCUGCCUGAUUGGGGAAUCCAUCCGGUGUUUUUCCCAUAAGUGUUGAUGUUAAGAGGUAGGCAGUAUUUACACUGCACCAUUGUGCCAAGCUUUAAUUGUCCAAUGAACCAUAAUUUGAAUACAGUUAAAUAGUGACUGGUAUAAUAAAAACAGAUGAUUUGCAUUAUCAAAAGUCUGUAAGUAGAAUCUUACUUUUAAUGGAUUUAAAUUUUUUUAUCAUUUGUCGCUUUUUUAAUAAAUUUAUAAAAAUUGGAUGAAACCAUUUUUUUCAUAUUUGUUAUCUUCACAGGACUUUUGGCGGAUUUGGAGACGAUGAGAAAUGGAUUUAUCAUGGCAAACUAUUAAGUGAUGCUAUUGGAGAUGAGACCAAAUUUCAUUCAGAUUAUUAUUACACAGUUGGUUAUGAUGCUCCUUUUAAAUUAAUCGGAAGGACCAAUGAGAUUUGGUUUGUGAAAAAGGAAAAUUAAAUUGAUUUCAUGAGGAGAUUUAUCUCAGAUGUUUUUUUUUUCUAAAAACACUGUCAUUUUAACUAACUUACAGUUAUGUUAUUAAUUUUAAAAAAAAAGUUAUUAGGAAAUUAUGGCAUUAUUUUAAAUAUUAACUUUUUAAAACUUAAAUGAAAAGUUUAACAUCUUCAUUCUUAUGAGGGAUUGGAACUCAUUUUUCAGUUUUGAUUAGAACCAUAUUGUUGAAUCAGCUUUUGGUUAUUAGUUUUUAUUCCAUAAGAAAAAAUACAUUGUCAAUAUUUUAUAUUAAUUAAGUUUAAAAAUUAGGUACAAACAUUUAUAAACAAAAAUCUUGUUGCUCCUAACAAUAUAAGUUUCAAUAUCAGGACACAAAGAAAAUUUGUGAUUUAAUUUGCAAAUAAAAAGUGUACCACUUCAAUGUUUCAUAAAUGUUUAGUGUCCAAAUUAUUUUAAAAAAUAUUAUAUUCUUUUUGUUUGAUGAUAUAAUUUUAUAAUGUUCAGAUGUGUGUUCAUUGAACAGCAUUAAUCAACAAAAUGAGAAAUUUUUUACUUUUUUUAAAAUGGAAAAUACAUACAAUGGUUUUGGCUAUGAUGUGACAGAAAACCAAACAGGAUUUAGGGACAGAACAUUACAUUUUGAAGACAAGGUGUUAAUGUCAGUUACAAGUUCAUUUGGUUUCUUUCUAUCUAAAUUCAAGUUUUCAUACUAAAAAUAAUCCAAUGAAAAUAAUAAAAUAAAAACAUUCAAAGCAGUUGGAAAUACAAAUCUAUCAAGGGUACAAGGAAACAGCAAACAUAAUUGGCCAACAGUUGCAUGGCAGUCUAGCUUUGAUAUUUACAAUGAAAAACUUUACAAGGACCCAGCCUUUUGCAUAAAGGAUUAUAUUUAUUAGUGAUAUGUAUGAGAGGGCAAUUUUUUAAAAAUUAUAAAUAUUUUAUCACAAUGUAUGUUCAUUGAUAAUACUUAAUCUUCCAUGAGGGUCUUACUGAAUUAAUUCAGUGGUUCAUCAGUUAAAUUUUAGAUUAACCAAAUUGUACUUCAAACAAUUUUGAAGACCCUUUGCCUAAGACCCAUUUGCAUACAAUCAUACUGGCGCCGGUUAGCAAAAAAAAAAAGAAAUAAAUUAUUUAUAAAAAUAUUUUUUUAUUUUAACAUGCUUUUUUAACUUGCACCCCACCCCAUUUCCUCCCUAUGAAACUGUUGGGAAGGGUGAGAUGGGGUUUACAUUUAAUGUUUGCUAUACAGCAAUAUAUAAUUUCUUGUCUUUUUUUUCCCCUUCACAUUUUGGUUUCUUAAUAUAAUUGUAUUGUGGAGAUGAGAUUUUACCCUUAUAAAAGGAAUGCACAAUAUAUGUCAAUGUUUAUACAGAAAUUGUCUUAAUACUCCUUUACUCACCUAUGUUAUACUCAUUAUAAUUAUAUUGCAAUAUAUUAAUGUGGCAUUACCUUAUUCUCAGACCUCGGGUCAGAUAAGAUAACUUAAAUUGUGCCUGGCUUUUAAAGGUUUGUGCCUAGUGUAGACCUCCAUUUUAUUUUAUGCUGAUAGUCAUGUAAAAGUUAUAACUUUCAAACCUAACUUAAAUACAUUUGCAAUAUAUUUUAGGUUAUUCAGAACAGAAGCUGUGCUACUAAGCACUAUUUACUUGGAAGAAGCUGUGUUUAUGUACUUAGAAAUGAAUCAAUGUGAUAUGUGUUUGUGUCAACUAUUAGCAGGAAUUUCACAUUUUUUAUUAGUUAAUAUUGAAAUUUGCUAAUAAUUUCUCAUCAGGGAUAAAUAUGAUUAUUUAAAAACCAUAUGAAUAACAAAUAAUCAUAAAUAAACAAAAAGAUCAUAAGU